Molecule: messenger RNA, 2634 nt
Organism: Pistacia vera
Lineage: Eukaryota; Viridiplantae; Streptophyta; Magnoliopsida; Sapindales; Anacardiaceae
Product: acyl-CoA-binding domain-containing protein 6
Exons: 16
Coding region: 298-2448 (716 amino acids)
Molecular function (GO): protein binding
Source: RefSeq, a predicted model, not a curated record
AUAAAAAAAUAAAAGAAAAGAUACUUUUAUUUUUUUUUCCUUCACUUUCUCUGCAACCAAACAGAGGGUGAUUGUCCUGUCAGAGCUUUUUGAAAGCGAAGUUACUUGGUACAUUAUUAGUAAAAACAGAUUCAUCAUCAUCAUCAUCAUCCUUCUUCUUUCUUUCUGUUUUUUCACUGCUUUGUAGAUAAGUUUCUAUUUCAUUUUGUGGUGAUAAACUGAUAAUGCUGCUUCAUUUGUGAUAGUUAGGGUUUUUAUCGUGAACUAAUAGUUGUUGUCGAAGCUCCAGUUUACAUAAUGUUUGGUUUCUCUCGAAGACGCAUGAAGCUUGGAAGAGUGAAGAAGGUUCAGCUAUCAGAUUCUGCUCAGGGAAUUAGGAGUCCUAUAAGGCCUCCAAAACGAAAUAGCAAUCCCGAUGGUGAAUGUGCUGCUCCUGCAAAUAGUCAUUCUGAUGAACGCGACUGCCAGUGUUCAUCUGCUGUGCCUGAAACUAGUAGUGGCACAUCUGGAAACUCUGAGAGUUGGAUGGUUUUGUCAAUUGCUGGGGAAAAACCUGCCCCUCGUUUUAAUCAUGCAGCGGCUGUAAUUGGUAACAAGAUGAUAGUGGUUGGUGGUGAGUCAGGGAGCGGAUUGUUGGAUGAUGUACAGGUCCUUAAUUUUGACAGAUUUACCUGGACGCCAGCUUCAUCAAAACUGUACUUGUCACCAAACAGUUUGCCACUAAAGAUCCCUGCAUGCAGGGGACAUAGUCUGGUCUCUUGGGGAAAGAAGGUGCUCCUAGUUGGAGGGAAAACUGACUCUGGGAGUGACAGAGUUUCAGUUUGGACAUUUGACACAGAGACACAGUGUUGGUCUUUGAUGGAUGCAAAGGGAGAUAUACCGGUUGCUCGCAGUGGACACACUGUGGUUAGGGGAACUUCUGCUUUGAUUUUAUUUGGUGGAGAAGAUGCUAAAAGGAGAAAACUAAAUGAUCUGCACAUGUUUGAUCUGAAGUCUUUGACAUGGCUCCCUCUUCAUUACAAAGGAGCAGGACCAUCUCCUAGAGUGAACCAUGUGGCAGCACUUUAUGAUGACAAGACGCUCCUUAUAUUUGGAGGAUCGUCGAAGUCCAAGACAUUGAAUGACUUGUAUUCACUUGACUUCGACUCGAUGAUAUGGACUAGAAUAAAGAUUCGAGGUUAUCAUCCAUCACCUAGAGCUGGAUGCUGUGGGGUUCUAUUUGGCACUAAAUGGUAUAUAGCAGGGGGUGGAAGUAGGAAAAAACGACAUGCUGAGACUUUGAUCUUUGAUAUUCUAAAAGUGGAGUGGUCUGUGGCCAUUACAUCACAUCCAUCUUCUGUCACAGCCAACAAGGGAUUUAGCCUAGUUCUUGUGCAGCACAAGGAAAAGGAUUUCCUUGUUGCUUUUGGAGGAUCCAAGAAGGAGCCAUCAAAUCAGGUUGAAGUACUGAGCAUUGAAAAGAAUGAAUUAUCUAUGGGUCGCCGAUCCACUCCAAAUGGUAAAGGUCUGGGACAAUUGCUAUCAGAAAAACGCUCAUCAUCUGUGGGAAUGGCUACUCAACUUAUUAAUGGUUCUUCUCAGCGUUCAGUUGACUCUGUUGGAAGGCAAAACCUAGCCUCUGCCAUUGAACAACAUGGUUCUGGUCGGAAAUCUUUGUCAGAGUCCUCACUAGUUGAUACAAAUCCUGUUUCUGGGAAAGCCUCUCUUUGCAAGCAAUUUCAAAACGAGGAAGAAUACAGCACAGCUGUUAAGUUGGCAAAGAGUCCGGAGGAUGAAACUUCCUUUUCACAGGCAACUGAACAUAGAAUAAAUCAAUCCGAUUUGGGAACUCAGACUAAUAUCAGUGGAGGCAAAAUCAGUAUUGAUGAAGCACUUUCAUUUGAUUCUGAAAAUUUAAGUAUCCAAGGAGUUGGAAACUUUCCUGCAGAUAGUGAUGAUGUAAUAUACCCAGAGAACGACAGUAAAACAGGAGCAUUAUCUGGUCCUUCAAGCAUGUAUCAAUUUUAUGAGACAAAGAUGGCCACUCUUAUAAGAAAGAAUGGUGUAUUGGAAGGACAGUUAACAGCAGCUUUGUCAAAUCGAGAAGCUGCAGAGAAAAAUUUGUCUUCUGUUCUGAGGAGCAGACAGGAGAUGGAGAAAAAAUUGGUGGAUACAAUGAAGGAGAUGGAGAUGCUGAAAGAGAAAGUUGCUGGUUUAGAACUAGCACAAGAAGAGGCGAACAGCUUGUCAAAUAUUGUCCACUCUGACAAUGUAAGGCUUGAGCAUGAUGUGGCUUUUCUAAAGGCAGUGUUGGAUGAUACCCAGAAGGAGCUGCACUCAACUAGAGGAGUCCUCGCAGGAGAGAGGGCAAGAGCAUUCCAGUUACAGGUUGAAGUUUUUCAUCUGAAACAAAGACUACAAUCUUUGGAGAACCGAGCACCUACUCCCAGGAAACCUUUCAAUGUGUAAUAUGAAAUUGAAGACGAAAUCAGAGGGAGUUGUUUUAUUGUAAUCUGUACCGUAUAUAUGUUAAUGAACCACUACUACAAUACAUGAAUUCAGUUGUAAAAUUUAUUUAGUCUAAAUCUUAAGAAUUACCACGUACUGCAAGUAUGCUGUUUCUAUAUCUAUUUCUCUAAUAUCAUUUUCUGUCAA